GGCGGGGGCGCCCCACCCGACCCGGCACUCCUGGCUCCGGCGGGGACGCGGCCUCGGAGCGGCGCCGGUGCCGGCGGCGGGCGGCCCAUGGGAGUGGGCGGCGCGGCGUGAGCCGGACGCGAGGUAGCAGGGGCCGCCAUGGAGGUGUGCGAGAGCGGCGAGCAGCCGCCGCUGCUGCACUGGGAUCGCAAGCUGAGCGAGCUGUGCGAGCCCGCCGACCCUGACACCCUGCUGGGCCACACGCACUUCACAGAGUUCCUGGAUGAGUUCUCAACAGAUGUCCUAGGCCAGCUCUUGAACGAUCCUUUCUUGUCUGAGAAGAAUGAAGUGAUGGAGGUGGAACUGUCUCCGGCAUCCCCAGCGCCCCUCAUCCAGGCUGAACACAGCUACUCCUUGUGCGGGGAUUCCCGGCCCCAGUCACCCCUGACCCACAUCUCAACUGAUGACAACUUCAAUGAAGGUGACCUGGAAAAUGAGGACUGGUGUCUGGGUUCAGAACUGACUCCAGCAGCAAUAAAGACUGAGCCAGCGUUGUGCGAGACAUCAGGCCUUACUCCCUCUGUCAGUCUCACUGUCACUGCCACAUCGCUGGAGGGGGAGCAAGCUGAGCUGCAUACUGAUGCUCUGAUGAAACCACUGAGCCAGAAAGCUCUUCCAGAGAUUAAAUUGGAGCCUCAUGAAGUGGAUCAGUUUCUGAACCUCUCUUCUAAGGAAGCAGUUGAUCCCCUGCAUUUGCCUCCAACCCCUCCCAGCAGUCAUGGCAGUGACUCUGAGGGAGGGCAGAGCCCAGCUAGAUCUCUCCCUCCUUCAAGCCCAAUCCAGCUGCAAGCCACAGCUAAAGUGGCGUCACGCACAGCUUCAGCGCUCUCCAAUUCCCCUCUCCUGACUGCGCCACAUAAAUUGCAGGGGACUGGCCCACUCAUCCUGACAGAGGAGGAGAAGAGGACGCUGAUAGCAGAGGGGUACCCAAUCCCUACCAAACUGCCCCUGACAAAAGCAGAGGAGAAAGUGCUGAAGAAAAUCCGCAGAAAAAUAAAGAACAAGAUCUCUGCCCAGGAAAGCAGAAGAAAAAAGAAGGAAUACAUGGACAGUCUGGAAAAAAAAGUUGAGAACUGUUCGAAUGAAAAUAGUGAGCUACGUAAGAAGGUUGAAGUCCUGGAAAGUACCAACAGAACACUUCUGCAGCAGCUGCAGAGACUUCAGGCCAUGGUUGCUGGGAAGGUGUCCCGUUCUUGUAAGGCAGCUAGCACACAGACAGGGACCUGUCUUAUGAUGGUGGUGCUGUGCUUUGCAGUUGUUUUUGGCAGCGUCUCUCAGAGUUAUGGACCAUAUCCUUCUGCAACAAAGAUGGUGUUGCCCAGGCAGCAUUCCUCACCAGAGUCCUACACAGACUCCAUUGUGAGGUCACGGAGUCUGCUAAUUUAUGAGGAGCCUCACCAACUGGAGGAUUCGUCAAGCCCGAUCUCAUCUGCAGAUCGAAACGACAGGCAUGCAGACACCCCCAAGUACGCGGCACUAGCUCUGGAAGCUGUGCCGGUGAUGCAGCAGGAUGAUAUCAUGGAGUUCACAAUAGCCAACGAGACGCGGCUAGAGAAAUCGGUGCUGCUGGGCCUGCAGCAGCACAGAGUCAACUCUGAAAUAGAAGGAAAUGAAACACUGAAGAUAAUUGAAAUAGAUAGAAGAGUCAAUGCCACCUCUUAAAAAUAAAAAGGCCUUUUUUCUUGACUUCCCUCUUUCCCAGAUAUUUUCAACCAAAGUCCCCCUGACUUGUCAUCCUCAGUGAACCAAAGCACAAAAGAGGGAGUUGACCAAAUUCUGCAUUGACUGGUGAGACUGUGACUGCAGAUGGAAUCUCUUGUCUUGUGACUCCCUUCCUUACUUCACACAAUCCCUAUAUUUGCUUUUAUUUCUCUCCUGUCUGAUAAUACAAGGGCAGGGUUGAAUUAUGAUUACAGAUGAUACCAGCAGUGUGCUGAUGAUUGAUCUGUGUACGUGUGUCAGUGCUUGCAUGUAUACAUCGUCAUCUGUGCAUAAAGUCAUUGGGUAGAAGAGUGGAAUUUACAAAACUGAUGGGAGCAAGUGGUUGAUGGGUUUCUUGGGAGAAGGUAACUGAGAGAAUUAGGAGAAGCAGCAUGAUGCUGCUCAUGCUUUAGUCACGGUUCCAUUUCCACUGGUCUGUAGCACUUGAGCCUUUGUGGGAGGAGUGAGAAGCAUGUGCUUCAUCUGCCUUUGAAGGCACAAGAAGGGGCCCCAAUACUAUUUUGUUAACAGCGCAGGCAGGAGAGGUAUGGACAGUGAUGGUGCUGAAUCAUCCUCCCCUACAUCUUUCUCUCUUCUCCUCACCAGCUCCUGUGUCAUUUAGUGGAACAGCUUUCUCUCUGCAAUGGAAGCAAACCUGGUAGAUGUCCCUACUGCUUCUACCCUUGUGGAAUUCAAGCAAAGAUCAGUCACUGUCUUGUCACACUGUGUGGGAGAAACAGAGUAAUUUAACUGACUCUGUUUAGAAAGCAGGUUUUGUUAACUUCAGGCAGUGUUUUGGGUGGGUGUUCCUUAGUCUGCUUAAGGCUAAUCUGUUUAGUUCGGAUCCAUUCCUCCCCAACAAACUAAAUCAAUGUUAAGUCUUAAACCAGAAGUGCCUCCUGAGAGGACCAUAUAGAUUUUAUUUAUUGGCUUCUAGUUGCAUUGAUGGAAUUUCUCAUGUAGAACAAGUCUUGUGUUUUCCUUUUUUUUUUUUUUUUUUGCCAUCUUCCUGUUACUGUUGUAAAUAGUAUUUAUUAGCUUUGCAAGAUUUUGUUCAAGGAGUUAUAUUGGAUUAACCUUCUCUAACCCUGCAAGUGAUCUUGGCAAGUUCUGAAAUUGGACAUACAAAUAUCACCGACCAUCCAUUCCUUCCCCUCCAAGCUUGACUUGCCCUAAAAAGUCAUGGGCCUCCUCUUCUUCGUAUGUCCUUUUCCAGAGAUGAGAUCUUAGACCAACUGUUUAGCCAAAUUAGAUGCAUACGAUUCAGGCCUGGAGGUGGUUAGGUGCUGUAUUAAUGUUUAGCAAGGCAGUCCCCGACCUGAACGGUUGGUAUGUAGGCAGCAGACAAGGCAAAGGAGGAAUGAGGCAGGCACGAAGGGAGGUGAAGUGACUGGCCCAAAGUGUAGAGGAAAAACUAAGAACCAUAUUCAAAUCUGAUCCUAGUCCAGUCCACUUCUUACUUUGCUGUGUUUCCUUCUUCUCCCAUGUAGCUGUCGCCUAAGGCUUGUCCUUCUAUUGGUACCCUGCUCAUGCCUUUGCCUGAGUUCUGCUUCUUGGAAUUUGUCCUUGGAGUGGCACAGCCAAUUCUAGCCCGUGAUUUGAGCAGGGAUUGCUCUUAUUGCUACAGAAUGGCACUCAGAUUUCAUUGGGGAUGAAUUUAAUGUGAAAAUCUUAAUUCAGCAGACUGGCAUAGCUAUUUUACAGUUCAACGUAAGUCAAUUUAAAAAAAAAAAAAACAGCAAAAUAAUUUUGUCGCUCUUUUUUUCUUUCUUUUUCCCUCAUGAUAAAUAAGGGAAAAACUAACUUAGCCUUACAAGUAAUUUUUUACUAUGUACAGUAGAUAUUUCCUGCAAGUAUUCUAUUUUGUAAAAUAUUGGAUUUGUAUUUUAUUGUAGCAGCUGCCAUACCUGCCCCUUUCUUUUUCUUUAUUCUCUAUAGACUUUCUUUCUUUGGCGUCCUAUAUGCUACCUGCUCUUAGGCCUAACUCAAAGCUCAAUGAAAGAAAUGGGAAGAGUUUGGUAGAUAACAGUGGGCUUUAGUUCAGCCCCCACUGUGCCAUUUUAAGGAGGUAUUUCACCUUAGUGAGAGUGAAAUGUGUGCCUGACUCCAUGAGCUAAUAGUGGGUGUUGGUGUACAGAUGUACUUUUUGCUUUAUGUCCUAUUCAUCUAUGCAAGUGCCUUUUUACUAUUUUACCUUUGGUAGAAAUGGGAGAAGAAUGCCUUUGUUGACCGUUUUGCAAGAAUUUCCUUCCUGGUGUGGAUCAGUGACCCCUUAAAUCUUCUUUCCCUUCACAACAAUCUUGUUUGGUCCUCUGCAUCAUUCCACUAUCCCACAAUUGCUUUUGGAUGUUUUUCUAGAGCAGUGAUAUAAGGCUCCACCUAAAUAGCAAAUAAUACUGGAGGGUGCUACUGAAGGUGUCACAAGGGAUGGCUGCAUAUUUCAGCCACAUGAGGUCAGCAAAGUGUCAUAGAAUCAUGGAAUGGUUUGGGUUGGAAAAGACCUUGAAGAUCAUCUAGUUCCAACCCCCUGCUAUAGGCAGGGACACCUCUCUCUAGAGCAGGUUGCUCACAGCCCCAUCCAGCCUGGCCUUGAAUGCCACCAGAGAGGGGGCAUCCACAGCCUCACUGGGCAACCUGUUCCAGUGCCUUGCCACCCUCACAGGGGUGUCAGGAGAAAGCUGGGACUGACCAUUCCACUAUGAUACGGCUGGCCCACAUAAGUGGGCAUGGUCAUAGCUUAGAACAUUCUUUAAGUGAUCUUUUUGUUUCAGAGCAUACACAGUGAAUACUUAAGGCUUCUGCAAAGGGGCAUCAAAAUGUCAAGUACAGUACUGCUUUUAAUUGGGUUGCAGUUUGCACUGUGCAUGAACAGAAGGCCAAACUGCCUGAGCUCAUGCCCACUGCCAGCUAAAUGGAUCACCUCCCAUUGCAGAUACUGCUGACUUCAUUGUAUUGAAAUCAAAAUUGAAUUCUUUCCCAAUGUAUCAAAGACAAACAAUUUUGCAAUACCCAAGUAACCUCCUUCUCUGAGACCUGCAGUAAUCUCUACUGAUGCUUUGCCUUCUUAUUUGCUUAGUUUGGACCUAUCAAUUCAAAUUUUAUUGGGAGGUAGUCAUGUUUUCAUCUGAAACGUUUUAAAUUGGCCAUGUUCAGGGCCAGACCCCACUGAACUAAUACAUCUGAACCAGUCUGGCAAUGCUGAUUUUAACUGUUGAAUAAUGUACUUCUAUAAUCUUCACCUGUCUCAUCCUUCAAAUGAUUUUUAAGUACUCUUGGGAAUCUCUUGAGCUAGCACACACAUCGUUUGUGGGUUUUAUUAUUAAAUACAAUUUCUUUAUGAUAAGGAAGUCCUUUGCUUUACUUUGGUUUGCUUGUGACCAUUUUUCUUCAGGGGCCUAAAUUGACCAGAUUUCUCUUUCAGAGAGUAGGAGCCAAGCACCUCCCUUCAUCACCCUCCCUUGGGCUGGUAUGUGACAAGGACCCGCUGCCCCUGGGGUGAGCAGUGGCCGUGCCCUACCAAGGGGCAGGGGAGAUCCAAGGGGCAGGCCCACUGAGAUCCAAGGGGAAAUGUUGUUGCAGAGGAAGCUGCAUGUGCUAAGGACAUUGGGAAGAAGCAGUAAGGGGUGUUCAGGGAGGAUGCCAGCGCAUAUAACGAUCUCAGCCAUAUUAGUUGAGUCUGUAGCCUAGCAGUACUCCUUUUGCAGCAGUCAGUGACAUUGGAUGACAUGUGUGUAUGGACAGGGCAGGCAGGGGCCUUGUGCUACCUGAUGUCCACUUCCAUUAGAGGACUUAAGCAAUCCUUAGAGUCUUCAACUGUAACUUUGUGCUGUUUGACAUCAUGGUUAUGUGCUAGUAAACUUCACUUUUGGCCCACAGAGUUAAAGCAUGCCCAGAUCUGUCAGUUCUUUGCUUCUAGGGAGAUAAGCUACGAAGGAAUUAGGGCAUUAUUUUAUAUAUAUAUAUACAUAUUUAAGAAGUAUUAAGCACAGGGCAUGUGACAAUUCUAACCUUGUUACCCGUAUGUAGAUAAUGUUGGUGUGGAGUUUUUUGUUUUGUUGUUUGUUUUGCCAGGCUAUUUAUAGUUCUUUGCAGUAUUUUCUUCUCACCAUUCAAUGUUUUCCAGCAGCACGGACUAAUAUUGGAUUAGGCUGAGGUUCUGAGGCCAGCUCCUGGCUGAUGCAGCACAGCUUCUCACUCACUGCUUCCAGGCACUGCAGGUUGACCCAUGCUGGCAGGAGAGCUCUUCCAUAACUCUCUGUACAACAGCGUAUCCCAAUGCAAGCUUAUUCUUGAUUUCUUUAAGGUAGAGCUGAGAAAGAGUCCAAAAACUUUCCUUCUCUUGCACUCCCUGCUGAAAUCCCCACCUCUGCCCCCAUCCCCCAAACCAUCAGGGGUGAGUUCUGUCUGGCGCAUUUAGCAUGUGGGUCAAGUAAAUGAAUGAAACUAAUUGCUACACUGGGAGGGAAUUCCUCUGGGUAUUUGGGCUCUAGAUUUUAGCUAAUGCCAAGAGUCCAUUGUACAAAACUCAAGCAGCUAAGAACAGAAGAAUACGGAGUAUUUUUAUACUCGGGUGACUAAAAUAUUUCUUUCUCAAGUCAUUAAUUAGAAAGGGAACGUUUUGUAUUUUGAAGGUGAAAUAGUAGGUCAGUACUUUUAACUAUGAAAGUGAUAGUAGCCUAUAUAAGUAGCAUUGUGCUAUGGUGCUGCUGCUUUGCGCUGUAUUGUUGAGGAUAAACAGCUUUGGGUGUUGUAGAGGUGCCUGAACUGGCUCACGUGCUAAAGGCUUUAUAAAUAAGAGGUAAGGAUUCGGUCAGUGGGCCAGGAGAGUGUACUUUCCCUACAGUCUACAAAUCAGCAGUGGGCAUCAAGGGUAUGAUCCCAGUUAACACUGCAUUGCUAAGAUCAGCGUCCACUGGAGACUGCAGAAUUUAGAGGGGAAUUGCCACCUGUUUUUGUGAUUAUCAUGUCAGGCCUGAAUUGAUUUUGUGUAUAGAAAGGAGUGCAUCUUGCAAAAAAACUCAUUUGUGAUGCAGACAAGUUAUUACUAGUAGUCUCUGCUCUACCCUAAAGCCCAUCUCUGUACUUUUUCCCCAAGAGCUGGAACUGUAUAGGUAAGAAUAAAAGAUGGGAAAGCUGGACUUCCUAGAGAAACCUCCUAGUUCCUAAUUCCUUAAAUCAGCAAUGAUAGUGUUUUCCAUUAGUUCCCACCUUGAUUUCUCUUUACUUUUCCCCUUGCUCUUUGAUGAUGCAUAGUCCUGUUGAUAUAAAAGGAAUGCAUACCUGACCCUUACUGUGUAUGCCACCUUCCCUUCCAACCUGUAGGCAAAAAUCCUUCUGCACUUCAACAGCCCGUAAUUAAGGGAGUGGAAAGGAGAGGGGGAAGCAGAGGCAGUGGUCGAUUUUUUUUCAAAUAGAACUCUGUUUGUACUUGACUGACAAUUCCAGUUCGCUGGUGCUGAAGUAAUGGCAUCUUGCUUUCUUCAUGUGCCCCGUCGGCAAGAAUGAGUGCUUGUGUGUCUGUGCACGUGUGCAUGGUGAGCAAUUAAAAAAAAAAAAACAAAACCACAAAUGCAGAGUUAUUUUCUUAAUGUAGUAAGUGUACUUCUAUAAAGGCAUCUACCUGAGCGCCCCAGGCACAUUCCUCUUGGUGCAGCAGAAAGCCCAGGUGCUUCUCUCUGACCGCCCACAUUCCACACCGUGAGCACUCGUAAGUCCAAAUCUGUCAUAUGGAUCACUGUACGAUUUCUGUCCUGUUAGCAAAUGUCAACUGAGAGCUGUUAAACCGUGUCCUUUUGUGUGUGUGCAUAGACUGGCAGAUCUGUAGGACAACUCUUUGGUACAAAAAAAACGCAUUACUGUAUCUAGUCUUCAGAUGUCAUUUUUGUUGUGCAGAAUUAUGUUUUCAGAUGCUUUCUUCUCAAUGUUAUACAUUGGCCUUUAAAAAUGGCCUUAAAAAAGGGAGGAUGGAGAGCUGGGAGGACCCACGGAGGACCUGGCGUACCACUGCCCGCAGCACCAUGGUCUCUGCAAGGGCCGUGCCAUGGUAGGAGCACAUUGCAGCUCCAGUGAGAUUUUGCUGGACCUUCUGAAGGGCAAAUUACCUGAUGUUACUCUUUGGAGAGAAACAGAGGCCAAACUCAUUGCCUGGGGCCAUGAGAAACAAUACCGCAUGACUCUGAGUCAUUCUGCCUGUGACACCCCGAAAGAGUUUCAGCUGAUCUUUUCCUUUCCCUCUGUGCAUGUGGAUACUGUAUGAAUUUGUGCAAACACUUAAAACUAUCCUAGAUAAAGAGAACAGUGAUACUAGCUCAGAAGCAUCUCCCAGAUUCCUUGGUAAACUGCAUUGUAGCCUCUCCUGGCUGCAGAAAUCUCCAUUCUUUUGCCAAAAGCCUGUUUCACUCUAUGUAUGUGUGCUCGAUGGCCUCUCCAUUUUUGUACCAGCACUGUCACCUGGGUGCAUUCCCACCUGAUUGUUCACCUGCAACCGUGUCCACUGGGCGUAAAGAAGUUGCUGUUUUUCCUCCUAAACUGUCGGCUUGGUUCUACAAGAGAACAGAUUACCUGCCUUUGUAGCCUAAACAUGUAUGUAUGUAGCUAAGUAUGUUAUGCUUUUCAUUUCUUUCAAAUAAAUAUUUUCUGUAGAAAAA
Messenger RNA from Numida meleagris (helmeted guineafowl), 8387 nucleotides. RefSeq names its product cAMP responsive element binding protein 3 like 2 (gene CREB3L2). The record is from RefSeq and is a predicted model, not a curated record. The coding region runs from base 139 to 1701 and encodes 520 amino acids. Gene Ontology annotation, molecular function: cAMP response element binding; DNA-binding transcription factor activity, RNA polymerase II-specific. Lineage: Eukaryota; Metazoa; Chordata; Aves; Galliformes; Numididae. Gene Ontology annotation, biological process: regulation of transcription by RNA polymerase II. The transcript has 12 exons.